Molecule: messenger RNA, 4785 nt
Organism: Phytomonas sp. EM1
Lineage: Eukaryota; Euglenozoa; Kinetoplastea; Trypanosomatida; Trypanosomatidae
Source: the annotation of a GenBank genome assembly
AUGGAUAAGCACGACGCAACCCGUUUUACGAGUUCGGUCUCAGAUAAGUGUCCAUCUGAAGAUGAAAUAUCAAUGAUCCUUGAAUUGUUUCGCAAGCAAAUCACCUUUCCCGGAACUUCAAAGAAUAAAGAAAUUCGUCAAGAAGAUUCUUCUGAGCAACCAAUCGAAUCUUUACCAAAUAAUUUUGAUCUCGGUUAUCUUAUAAAUAAACGAGUCAGCUCAUUUGCUAUUCCAUCGUUUUCAACUACUUCUUUAACAAUUGUUUGGAUCGUGAACCUCCUUGUCUGUUUGCUAUGUUUUGUCUUGGCCGAAAUUUAUCAGGGGCACCUGGAUAUGUUCCCGCUGAUUUUACUUGUUGUCUUGGGCUGCCAUAUUAUCACGCUGAAUAACUUCUUCUCGUACAUGCUAGGUCGCCAUCGGUACGGUGCUCACCGCUAUCGACUUUACCAACCUUUCCAGGGCGGUCACCGGUUUGUAAUCAUGCAGUUUUUCGGUAUCUCCUGUGUAUUAUUUUCCCUGGCGGUUGCAUUUUUGCACACCCUCUUCCUCUUGUCAUCCUCCUCGCACAAAGAGGCUCAGCAUGGGCUCUAUACAACAGUAAUUGUCUUUGGUGUUGCUGGUAACAUCCUUCUUCACCUUUCGCUUUAUUAUUUUCAGCCUCAUGAGGGUGAGAGGGCGUUGAUGCAUGCGGACGGCAAUCAGGAGUCUCCCACGUCCAAUAACGGGACUUUCUUCAACCCGACAAGCUUUUUAGAGUUGCUAUAUAUCAGCCCUAACUGUGAGUCGGCGUUGGUGGUGAUCUUUGCGAUUGCACAGUGUUUUGUGAGUGCGCUGGUUGUGAUGCUUCCCGAGAUUGCUACCAUCGUUAGUGUUUGUUUCCUUGUGCUGCAGCUACUUAGCGGCGCAACCGUCCAUUUCUUCAUUGGCCGUGCAUACAAGCCGGGCUAUUGCUUGGGAACCCUUCGGCUUCGACGCAGUGCAGAUACCAUUGGUUUCUGGAUUGCUCGUGCACUUUAUAUUGCCUCAGUGGCUAUGAAUGCACUUUUCCUGAAGAGUUCAUCAAUAUUACAUGCAACACCCUUUGUUUUGGUGUGUAUAGCCACUUUUAACGGGUUUAGCAACGUUAUUUUUCUGUUCAUCGUUCGCUCUACCUCUUUUAGCUCUAUUGAGGUCAAACCAUCUAACGGCAUUUUUCGAUUCUUUGGAGCUGUACUGAACGUCGUAACAUAUCUGUUAGGAGCUGUUUAUAUCGUACUAACCUUGUACAUAACGCUUCAUGAGGAUGAGAUGAACUGCUCGGAUGCUGGGCGAAGCGCGAGGGAUAUUUUGUAUUUCUGCUUGCAGUUGAUCCUUGUCUUCUCACUUUUUUUGGCCCCAAUCACUCAAGUUGCCGGAUGCGCGAUUCAUGGUGCGAACUUCACUAUUCAUCACAGCUCUCAAGGUCGACCGGCGUUUCUAUUCAUUCAGUGCGGGGCUUGGCUGCUCUACCUUUCAGAACUCUUGGCUACAGCAUUGUUUCUUUUCACGGGCACUCAUUCCUUUGGUCUUAUUGCGAGCCUCAGCUCUGCGUUUAGCGUCACCUGCAUUACUUUUUCGGAGCGUAUAUACAAUGCAAGGCCGGACCGAUUGUGCGAGCUUGAGGGUGGCGUCUCAGCAGCCAACCUCAGUGAUAUGGGCGAAGAUGGCAGUGAUGUUCAAGAUUUUCACCUUGAUAACGCUUCUAAGCAACAGCGACCAGAAUCAAGAUCUGCAUUUGACAAGCGGCGCUCUCUGCUUCUUGAUGGUGGGAGUUAUAGUGAGGAUGAGGUGUCUGGAAACCUCCAACUCGGCUCCCUUUUAAAUGCUGAAAUGAUUUGCGCGUAUGUAUGCGCCUUUGCAUCCUUCACGCUAUGCCUUGUUCUGGAUCUUUCAGAACACUAUAAGUGGUUUGAUGCGGAUAUUCCACGUUCAAAGUUGCUUCUUCUAGGGUGCCUCUUUUACGGUGCCAGCGUACCGCUUGCUGACUUCUCGUCACGGAGCAAGGGUAUUCACGUGUUUUAUCUGUUUUCUAGUAGCCCCACGUUUGUUGUACUGCAUGCGUUGAGCUGGACAGUACACGUUCUUGGUAUUGUGGUAAAUCUCUUUAUAUUCGCCCAUUAUCAAGAGAAGGAUCAUGCAGCUGCAUUAAAAACACACACAAUUCGAGGGCUGUUGCAGUUCAUUCCUCUUAUACUUAUCACCAUUUACAUUGCUAUGGAAUACAAAAAUGAUCUUCAGAAUCGGCAGCGCCGCUGGCUCGGUGUUCAGGCCUUGGACACGUUGAAUCAGAUCCUUAGCAAGAUGGUAGAGAGGUCAGAAAAAAAAGAAGAUAAAGAUGCCUUACAAAUAAUGUUUUCAGCAGUUGCAGAGCCAGUUUUGCAAACCUUUGGCGUGCUGGACUCGUCCGAAAUGCUUUACCUUCGCUUGCCUAUACAAGCGAGUUCUUCUAGUGAACAAGGUACCCCUGAGGGACAUGAGGCAUCUCACCAGCCCCGCUCUGUUAGCCUGAAAGGCAGCAUUGCUCCGUCCUCUUCUGUUUCCUCAGCCAACCAUGUCGCCUUUAGGAAAGAAGCAGUCAACACGCGUGCUAUGCUCAACGCAUACGAGCGUCGCCGCCUGCACCAAGACAUGGGUAUCAUUGUCAUGCUUCUCUUCCUCGCCACCGCGUCGCUUUUCAUGAUUGGCUCGAUUCCCAGCUCCCACGACGUCUUUCGGGUAGGCUGCGCGGUGUUCGGCUUAAUUGUCUGCACCGGAUCGUGUUUGGGGAUUCACGUAGGCUACGGUGCACUCCUCCAUCGGAACGACCCCAAUUACGCCGUUUUCAUGCCCUUCCGAGGCGGCGCCGCUUUUGCUUCGUACCAAUGCGUCGGCUGGAUUGCCUAUGUCUUAGUCGUCCUGCUGACGUUGGUCGCUAAUGAGGUGCCUGGGGCGCUGGGGAGGGGUGGGAUGACGCUGGCCGCGGUGCUUUCGGGGGUUGCUCAAGUUUCCUUGUUCAAAUCCAUUCCAAAGUACACGCCCACGGCAACCAAACACUUUUUGGAACGAAAUGGCGAGGCAGCAGUUGCGGUUCUGGUCUUUUGUUUCACAUUUGCUUUAAACCGCCUCCACAUGUUUUUUCACUCGUAUCUGGUGGAUGGGUCGCACGGUCCAAUGAGCUAUGAGUUCCCCACUAGGUUUUUAUUGUAUCUAACCACCAUCGGCGUUUUACUCGCUGCGCCACUGAUUUUGCUCGCGAUGGGCCGUACCACACAGCAGUGGCGUCGCGUCCGGCAUCAGAUGAACCGUCAACCUUCGAGGGAAGCAAACGAUCCCGCGAAUGAGCAAGGCGUCGAUGCUGACUUCGACGCGCAGGACGACCUCAAGAGGAUGUGGAUUACUAUCGUUACGAAUACUCUUGAGAUUGGGACGAUCAUCCUGACUAUGACCGCGCCGUUUCUCACGCUUUUCUUCUUACAUUACGUAUUUUCUAACCAUACUUCCCCGCUACUCGAUGCGGUGAGUUAUUACUUGCCCUUCAUGCUUUGGGUGGCGGUCGGUACCCUGUUUAUUUCGGCGGUGCCCUACAUGGCAGAUGUAGGCAUCCCGCGAAUGUUUCUGGGGAUGCGCCCCGCUCUCUCCACGUACUUAGUCUACGGUCUGCCAUUAUUCAUCGUCGUUGUUUUCCUCAUACCGGCGGUGCUUGCUCCUCGCCUAAGUACGGCCGUUAAUCUGUUUGUUGUCCAUGCUUUCGCUGUUGGGGGUACCUAUAAACGGGUUCGUUGGGCAAUCCGUGUUCUUCUCUAUGCAAUUAUUGGGUAUUUAACCUAUAAAGAGAUCGUUCGCUGCCUUGAUGAGUUUAAAGAGCCACGUUUUGAUAUCUGGUGUUUGGUCAUGUCUAGGUUUCGGGUAUACGUAUUUGAUCUAUUGAUCAUGGUUUUAUGGAUCCUGUAUAUUCCUUCAUAUCAGGGAAAGCCAUAUCAUACGGGAUCACGUCGCAGUCCACGGUUCAUUAAAUUUAUGAAACAUCAUGUUUUUUCCGAAGUCUCCAAGUAUUUUAGCUUUCGUCUGAUCUUGGACUCUCCAAAAGUUAAUCUGCGCGACAGUUCCAACAAUUAUUUGUUCUCGUUCCACCCCCAUGGUGUGGUCCCAGGAACCGCACUUUUUGCCCCUUUCACCGACAUGUGGCAAGAAAAGGUGGGAUCGAACUCGAAAACCUGCGUCGUUGCACACGCCGCGAGUGUGGUUUUCAACGUACCGUUUAUUCGUGAUUUCAACAUGUCCUUGAACGCGUUAUCGGUCAGUCGGCAUACCAUUGAAGCGAGCUUGGACCGUGGCAACAGCGCGAUCAUCGUUACAGGAGGUCAAUCCGAGAUGCUCCGAAGCGUUAGUACCGAUAAAUUCCUUGAACUGAUUACCUACCACAUUGGUUUUGUGCGCCUGGCCCUCCGAAAACGCGUGCCGCUCGUGCCACUAUUGAGUUUUGGCGAAAACAACAUUAUGAGUAUUCUCCAAUUUCCAUGGCUCCAGCAACUAACACUGAAGCUCCUUGGUUAUCCCUUCCCAAUGAUUUUGUAUGGUCGUUUUCUGUUGCCCCUACCGCGCAGAACCCCCUUGACCCUUGUUGUCGGCUCACCUGUGGAUAUUCCAGUUGACGCUGAUCCAGAGAAUGAAGAGCACGUCAAAAAACUAGCCGAGACAUACUUUCAAGAAGUUGAACGGCUCUUUUAUCGUCAUCGAGUAGAGGCAGGCUAUCCAAAAAUGGAGUUGCAUCUGAUCAAACGAAAAUAA